CAAAGUAAAUCUUAAGGGUCUGUUGUGUAUCUUGAAUGGUUUCUCGAUUGAUGCCAUAUGUGAGUCGCCUACUCUCCAACGACCGCUCGGUACACAAGGCCAACGGAAGGCAUUACUAGCUGUCCAAAUCAUAGGAGGAAGAGUAGAAUUCAGUUGAAGAUCAUCAAGUAGCUGCGGUGUAUGAACCGCAAGGGAAUGAAGAGGCAACGAGAUAUCAAAUUGGCUCACUUCAGGGCCAUCUCAAAGCCGACAACGGCUUCCAUUCCAUAAAGUCGUAUUUGAGGGCAAUACAGUCCCAUCUCAAUACAAGAGGUAUUCUUGGGCAAUAAGGGGUAGAUCACAUUUGGGUUGUAGAUCACUCAACUCACACACCAUGGCCCCCGUGGUGUCGAACGAGGUUGUCUUCACAUACGACAAAAAAGCCAAAGAGAAGGUCCGGAAAUGUGGGGCAAGCGCGAAACGAAAGGCCGUGCAGCUGGGCAAGGGCGCCCAGGUGUUCUCAGCCGUCAUCCAUUUCAAUCCGACUCACGGUCAGUUGGAUGGAGCUGUCUAUGUACCGGACGGCCAAAGCAUUCCCGACGUGAAUGGUUUUCUGGCGGAACUCGUCAACGGAAUGCACGGUGGUGUACGCCGCCGCCGCGUCAUACGCCGUCAACGGAAGAGAACAACGUCGGAGCCUGGCCAAAAUACGGUGGAGACGGGCGACAACGUUGAAAUGGGGGAGGUCGGAAGCAGUGUACAGGGAGAGCCCGAUGUCGUUGGAGUCGAAGACGCAAAGGCGAAGGAAGCUCUAAGUGGGGACGUGGAUGCCCCACACGAAAUCGAGGCCGAUGACGACGGCGCCGCUGUCUUUGGCGGCACAGUGUCGGACGUCCCGCAAGAUCACGCUGAUGUUGACGAAGACCCCAACAACCCAGCAGGAUACCAACUACCCGCGGAUACAGCACUGUUCAAACACGAUGUCGAAGGCUUGAUGGGGGGCUUUGUCAUGAGUGACACUGACACUGCGAGUGCGAUGAACGCGGCUGGAGAAGACUCCUUCCUCGGGCUGCCUGAAAUCGACUUGCACGACCUCUUUGAGAUGGAAGCUUGCGCGUCUACGUUUAGGUCAGUUGGAAAGGUCGAAGGUGGAGACAUCGGGUGA
Molecule: messenger RNA, 1144 nt
Organism: Colletotrichum phormii
Lineage: Eukaryota; Fungi; Ascomycota; Sordariomycetes; Glomerellales; Glomerellaceae
Exons: 3
Coding region: 374-1144 (256 amino acids)
Source: RefSeq, a predicted model, not a curated record